Molecule: messenger RNA, 1488 nt
Organism: Orycteropus afer afer
Lineage: Eukaryota; Metazoa; Chordata; Mammalia; Tubulidentata; Orycteropodidae
Product: keratin-associated protein 16-1
Exons: 1
Coding region: 1-1488 (495 amino acids)
Cellular component (GO): keratin filament
Source: RefSeq, a predicted model, not a curated record
AUGUCUGGCAGCUGCUGUUCCAGGAAAUGCCCCUCCUUGCCAGCCAUCACUCUCUGCUCCAGAGAGGUGAGCUGCGUAAGGCCCAUCUGCUUGCCCAGUUCCUGUGGGAGCCAGACGUGGCAACUGGUGACUUGUCAAGAUGGCUGUGGAUCAUCUAGCUGUGGCCCCCAGUGCUGUCAGCUCUCCGGUCCUGUGAGUACCUGUGCCCAGCCUGUGUGCUGUGAGGCCACAAUCUGUGAGCCUUCCUGCUCUGUGAGUACCUGUGCCCAGCCUGUGUGCUAUGAAGCCACGAUCUGUGAGCCCUCCUGCUCCGUGAGUACCUGUGCCCAGCCUGUGUGCUGUGAGGCCACGAUCUGUGAGCCCUCCUGCUCUGUGAGUACCUGUGCCCAGCCUGUGUGCUGUGAAGCUACUCCUUGUGAACCUUCUUGCUCCAUAAGCAGUUGCUGCCAACCUGUGUGCUGUGAGGAUACCUCCUGCCAAGCAGUCCUUUGUGUGCCCACUUCCUGCCAGCCAGUCAUCUGUGAACCCAGCUGCUGCCAGCCAGUCGUCUGCGAGUCCAGCUGCUGCACUGAGCCUAGUUCCUGCCAACCAGUGGUCUGUGAGCCUGCUUGCUGUCAGCCCAUCUGCCCAGUGCCCAGCUGCUAUCCAUCUGUCUGCUCCACGACCAGUAGCUGCCAGCCCAUCUGCUGUGACCCCAGCACUUGUGAACCAUCUUGCUCGCAGGCCAGCAUCUGUCAGCCAGAUACCUGUGUGGCCCUGGUCUGUCAGCCCAUUUGCCUCCGCCCUGUCUGCUGUGUUUCAAGCCCUUGUGAGCCAUCUUGUGUCUCCAGCACCUGCCAAGAGCCCUCUUGUUGUGUCUCCAGUAUCUGCCAACCCAUCUGCUCUGAAACCAGCCCCUGCUCACAGAACAUCUGUGUGCCUACCCCAUGCCAAUCUACCUGCCAUGUAGUCAAGCGCUGUCGGUCCAUCUGCUGUGAGCCUGUUUCCUGCACUUCCACCCCCUGCCAACCUCCUUGCUGCCGCCCUGGGUCUUCUGCCUCUGUCAUCUGUCAACCAAUUCGUUCUCGGCCCACUUUCUACAUACCCAGUUCCUGCAAGAAGCCUCGCAGUACUUCAAUUUCCUGCCGUCCACUUUGCCGCUCAAUCUACUCUGGUCCUAUCGGCUACAGGCAGCCAUAUGUGACAUCUAUCCCCUACCGUCCUGCCUGCUACCGUCCUUGUUACUCCAUCUUACACCGCCCAGCCUAUGUCACUUCUAUCUCUUAUCGCCCACUCUGCUCCCGCAUACCUUGUGCUGAGUCUGACUCCUGCAAACGGGAUCGUAAUAAGUCCACUUCCAGCCAACCGGAUUGUGCUGACUCAACCCCUUGCAAGGAGGAUGUCUCAGAGGUGAAUCCCUGCCUGCCCACUGCUACCAAACCCACCAGCUCGACCACCUGUGAGGCUGCAGCCAGCCAGCCUUCUGCCAGCAAGCCUGCUGACUCCUGA